Molecule: messenger RNA, 156 nt
Organism: Aspergillus campestris IBT 28561
Lineage: Eukaryota; Fungi; Ascomycota; Eurotiomycetes; Eurotiales; Aspergillaceae
Exons: 2
Coding region: 1-156 (51 amino acids)
Cellular component (GO): mitochondrial inner membrane
Source: RefSeq, a predicted model, not a curated record
AUGGCUUCGAACCAUCCAAUUCAUAUUCACCCAGCAAGGCCUCUUUAUCGCUUUACAGCGACCGCCCUUGGUGCUAGCAUGUGGUUCUUUUUAAUGUACCGCGCUAAAAAGGACGGGCCUGCGUUGUUGGGGUGGAAACAUCCUUGGGAGCACUAA